CGCCCACUGCACGGGCACAAAGCAAGCUAAACCCAGCUUCAGUUUUUAUUUUUUUCAGCUUCUUGUCAUCACCGUCAGAAGCAAAUAAUUGUUUAAGAACACCGAUUAUAACCCAAUUUUCAUUGUCUUUUUAUAUAUUUCGACCCUCCGUUUGUUUGCCUGGAAAACCUGGGAAAACAUAAAAGUUUCAAUAUUUGUUUUGUUCUGGGUUAGAAAUUUCCUGACUCUUUUUUUAAAGAACAGGAUUAUAACAACGGCUUCUGAUAGGCUCUGAUUUAUUGUUGUUUACCUUCGCUUUACUCAGCUAGAAUGAUUCGAACGACAUGGUUCGACAAAAUCAGUAUCGCCUCCUGCUUGCAGCUUCAUGAUGGAUUAGCAGCAAGUCUAAACCUGUUCUAGGAGGAUAAUGGAAAACCGCUGUGGCCAAGCAUUUGAUUCAGAUGAGAGCGAAAAGUGUCUGCAAAUUGAAAGUUAUGUCGAGCAUGAAUUUGGCGAUGAUGACCUUUCCAAAAAUGCUGAUCUAUGUAUGGGUAAAGUUGAUAAAAUUAUAGAACAGCCGCAUGAAAGCUCAUCCUUAAUAGACAAUGUCUUAGAACCAUAUGUUGGCAUGGAGUUCGAUUCCAGAGAUGAUGCUCGAGAAUUUUAUAUAGCUUAUGGCAGGCGUACUGGGUUUACUGUACGCAUUCAUCAUAAUCGGAGGUCACGAAUAAAUAACAUGGUUAUUGGUCAAGAUUUUGUUUGUUCAAAAGAAGGUUUUCGUGAAAAGAAGUAUGUGUACAGGAAAGAUAGAGUUCUUCCUCCACCGCCUAUCACCAGAGAAGGCUGUGCCGCGAUGCUGAGGCUAGCUUUAAGGGAUGGAGAAAAGUGGGUCGUCACAAAAUUUGUAAAGGAACACAAUCACACAUUAUUAUCUCCAAGUAAAGUUCCGUGGCGAGGAUCUGGAAAAAAUAUGAUAAGUGAGGAUGAGAAGGAUCAAAGAAUUCGAGAGCUGACACUUGAACUUAGCAAUGAGAGGCAACGAUGUAAACGUUUGUGUGCGGCUUAUCAGGAACAAUUACAUAUGGUGUUGAAAUAUAUUGAGGAGCACACCGACCACAUGGAAAGAAGAGUGCAAGAUAUAGUUCAGAACGUGAGGGAAAUUGAGAAUGAGCAGCAGGGGGAAUCUACAUUUUUAUAGAAUUUAGAAUUUGUACAUGUGUCCUUUUGAUUUCGAUUGACCCCGAUAUCACCAAUUUCAAGUACAUUUACUUUGGGCUAUUCCAUGUAGACUUUGAUGAACACUCGAGGAUGAAUGAUGUCCAUCCGGUGAUGGUUUUUA
Messenger RNA from Carya illinoinensis, 1318 nucleotides. RefSeq names its product protein FAR1-RELATED SEQUENCE 5-like. The transcript has 3 exons. The coding region runs from base 407 to 1177 and encodes 256 amino acids. The record is from RefSeq and is a predicted model, not a curated record. Lineage: Eukaryota; Viridiplantae; Streptophyta; Magnoliopsida; Fagales; Juglandaceae.